GAAAAAGUUAUUUACUUGACUUACGGCUUAAGUCUGCAAUGGAAAGUCAAGCGAGUGAAGUAAUGCUUCCGCAAAGUGCACAUGACUAUUUUACUGCAAAAUGUAGGAAGUUUGAUCCACUGUGGGUUCAAGUUUUGAUAAAUUUGAGGAUGAAACAUUCGAAAAUGUUCACGAGGCGAAGAAAUUCAGCCUCUGAAGGAUGGAAGUUAGUGUUCGAUGAAUUGAAAGAAUCCGGGGCGCCGGAAUAUGUAACUAUAAUUAAAAUUAAAAAGAAGUGGAUGAAUUUGAUGACCAGAUAUAGGCAAAUAAAAAACACAACACUGAACCCCGAAAUGAUAACCUGGCCUUAUUACGAACAAAUGGACAAAGCCUUCGGUCAAGAAUCUGAACUGUAUUCGCUUGGAAAGAACCACGAUCAUGCUUUCAAUCAGACCGUGAGUAAUGAUGAAAGACAAAGUUUUAUGAAAAAACUAAUAGAGCUCCGUUAUACGCAUCGUCAUUUAUUCACUGGUAGGAAAUACACUGCAAGAGACGGAUGGAUGAUAAUACAGUCGCUGCUUCAAUGUCAAGGAAAAUAUUCAGUCGAUCAGCUUAGUAAAUGCUGGCAAAAUUUGGUCCAGCGGUACAAACAAUUGUCAAAAAAUGAAUCAAACCAAAUUAUCACAUGGCCUUAUUUUGAACACAUGCACAAGUGGUUUGAAGAAAGCAAAGUAACCGAAGCUAUGAAAAUCGAAACCGAGGAGAGCGAAAAUGUUAUCGAAAGUGAAGACAAAAAUGAAGAAGUAAACGACCCUCAGCUAGUAGACUCGUUUCAAGAGUUGCGAAAAAAUAAUAUUUCUAUUGAAUGCAUCAAAAUUCAACUAUUAAGUGAGAUAAAAGUAGCUCAAGAAAAAAAUCAUGCUGCUGUAAUGGAAGCCAUGAAAAACAUUGGUGAGAAAUUAAAUAGAUUGACUAGAAACGAGACAAGGCUAGAUUCAGCUGCCAAACCUGAUAACGAGAAUGUUUAGUACAACGUGGGAAUGUAUUGAACUUUGUAUUUAUGUUUUAAAUUAAUAUAAUAUUCAAUCUAAAAUUGUAACGACUGAUUCCAAUUAACUUACCAUAUUUUCGAAUCAUUCUUUUGUAAUGUAAUAGAAAUUGAAACAAAGAGAAAACAAAUUGGAAAUCAUCAUCUGAAAAGUCUGUAUUUUGAAAUGUCUAUAUGAAGCUUUGAUAGAAAGUUUGUUCUUUAUAUAAAUUUGGUAAUCAUUGGAAACAUAAAAGCUAUGGAGAAAUGUCAAAUUGAUAAAAAAAAAAUCACUAUUUAAUAAUUUUGCAACUAACUUCAUAAGCUAAUGGAGUUUUUUCUGUUAUCAAAAGAUCUGGUAAUUGUUUAAAAUCCACCAAGAUUAAUUAAGUUGACGUAUUUUUUUUGUAUUCAAUUUAUUUAUCUGGUUUUUAUGUUCGCAUGUACCUGCAGAUAGUAUUAAUUUUUUCUUUUCAGCUCAUUUAAUAUUUUAUACCAGAAGUAGCUAAUAAUAAAUUACAAUAUUCAAAAAUUGUAUGUUAUAAAUGUGCUUGAUUUCAUGCAUUUGGAUUGAUUGAAAACUUAUUGUGAAGAUUGUCGGUAGUUUAUUCAACUUUCUCCUUUCUGUUCCCCUACUU
Leptinotarsa decemlineata (Colorado potato beetle) is the source of this 1644-nucleotide messenger RNA. RefSeq lists its product as uncharacterized. The record is from RefSeq and is a predicted model, not a curated record. Lineage: Eukaryota; Metazoa; Arthropoda; Insecta; Coleoptera; Chrysomelidae.